Molecule: messenger RNA, 882 nt
Organism: Recurvomyces mirabilis
Lineage: Eukaryota; Fungi; Ascomycota; Dothideomycetes; Mycosphaerellales; Teratosphaeriaceae
Exons: 3
Coding region: 1-882 (293 amino acids)
Molecular function (GO): oxidoreductase activity
Source: RefSeq, a predicted model, not a curated record
AUGCCAAUUCACGACCUCACCAACAAAGUCGUGCUCCUGACAGGCAAGUUUCCGCAUCCGACUUGCAUCGGAGCAAUAGCUGAAGGCUGGGGCAAUGGCACAACUAUCGCCGCUCUCUUCGCUCGACAAGGUGCCACGGUCUUCGGCUGCGACAUCAACCUCGAAGCCGCCAACAAAGCAGCAGCUGAAAUCAACGAUGACGACGAGGUAGAGAAUCAUGUCUCGAGGAAGGACGGGCGAGAAGGAGUCGAAGUCUUUCAACAGUCAACCGACGUAACAAAUUCAACCCACUGCCGCGCCUUCGUCGAUGCCUGCAGACAGAAACACAGCAGAAUCGACGUCCUAGUAAACAACGUGGGCCUUUCCCAACCCGGCGGCCCUGCAGAGCUCUCGGAAGAAAUCUGGGACGCCCAGACAAACGUGAACCUCAAAUCCGUCUACCUGAUGUGCCAUCUCGUGCUUCCCAUCCUCGAGGCCCAAGAGAGUGGCGGCUGCGUACUAAAUGUAAGUUCCAUAGCUGGACUCCGCUACAUAGCCAAGCCUCAAGUCGCGUACGCAGCUUGCAAAGCAGCUAUCAUCCAGUUCACGAAGACGACGGCUGUGAUCUAUGCUGAACGGACGGGAGGGAAGGUGAGAUUGAAUACUGUUGUGCCGGGACUGAUUCAUACGCCGCUUGUGUCUGUCUUGGCGGAGAAGUAUGCCAAGGGUGACCAGGAAGGGUAUAGACGUACGAGGGAGCAGCAAGUGCCGAUGGGGAGGAUGGGGACGGCGUGGGACGUGGCGCAUGCUGGAUUGUUCUUGUGUUCGGAUGAGGCUGGAUAUAUUACAGGUCAGGAGAUUGUGGUUGAUGGAGGGAUUACUUCUAGUACUGGAAGGAUCUGA